This is a messenger RNA of Prinia subflava (tawny-flanked prinia), 4870 nucleotides long. RefSeq names its product FERM domain containing 4B (gene FRMD4B). Gene Ontology annotation, biological process: establishment of epithelial cell polarity. Gene Ontology annotation, cellular component: adherens junction; bicellular tight junction; cytoskeleton. NCBI's taxonomy places the organism in Eukaryota, Metazoa, Chordata, Aves, Passeriformes, Cisticolidae. The transcript is spliced from 23 exons. The record is from RefSeq and is a predicted model, not a curated record. Bases 223 to 3336 code for a protein of 1037 amino acids.
CUGCUGGUAGGGCUGAGCUACUGCAGGCGCUGGCUGGGCGUCAGGAGCCGGGGCAUGCCUGGGAAUCUGCCCAGGAAGCGCCGUGAAAGAGGAGUUUGUUUGAAGGCUUGACCCUGGCUCUGUGCGGCAGCCCUGCCCGCCGCCCGCCCGAUAAAGCCGGGCAGCCUCAUGCCAGGCGUCUGAGCGGGACAGCGACAGCUCCGUGUCCCGGCGGAGCUCCCGAUGGCUUCGGUGUUCAUGUGCGGGGUGGAGGAUGUGCUGUUCAGCGGCAGCCGCUUCGUGUGGACCGUGACGGUGGCAGCGCUGCGGCGCUGGUACGCGGCGCGGCUGCGGGCGUGCCGGCAGGCGCUGCGAGCCUGGUGUGGCCUCCGCGAUGUCUACCAGAUGACCGAGGGCCGGCACUGCCAGGUGCAUCUCCUCGAUGACAGGAACUUGGAGCUGCUGGUUCAGCCCAAACUUUUGUCUCGGGAGUUACUGGAUCUGGUGGCCUCACACUUCAACCUGAAAGAAAAGGAGUAUUUUGGGAUAACAUUUAUUGAUGAUACAGGUCAGAGUGUCUGGCUGCAGCUGGAUCACCGUGUCCUGGACCAUGACUUGCCCAAGAAACCAGGGCCAGCAACUUUGUACUUUGCUGUUCGGUUCUACAUUGAAAGCAUUUCCUUUCUCAAGGACAAAACCACAGUGGAGCUGUUUUUUCUGAAUGCCAAGUCCUGCGUACACCAGGGGCACAUCGAGGUGGACAGCGAGACCGUCUUCAAAUUGGCCGCCCUAGUGCUCCAGGAAGCUAAAGGAGACUAUUCCAGUGAUGAGAACACUAGAAAAGACUUGAAGACACUGCCUGUCUUUCCUACCAAGACGCUGCAGGAGCAUCCAUCCCUUGCUUACUGUGAGGACAGAGUAAUUGAGCAUUAUACACAAAUUAAAGGUCUGACCAGAGGACAAGCCAUUGUUCAGUACAUGAAAGUGGUGGAAGCUUUGCCAACAUAUGGAGUUCAUUACUAUGGAGUAAAGGAUAAACAAGGAAUCCCGUGGUGGCUGGGAAUAAGUUACAAAGGAAUCGGCCAGUACGACUUACAAGACAAAGUUAAGCCCAGAAAACUAUUUCAAUGGAAACAGCUGGAAAAUCUCUAUUUCCGUGAGAAGAAAUUUGCUGUGGAAGUACACGACCCCCGCAGAAUUUCAGUGUCGAGAAGGACCUUUGGUCAGAGCGGGCUGGUGGUGCAGACCUGGUAUGCAAACACUUCCCUGAUCAAGUCCAUCUGGGUGAUGGCAAUCAGUCAGCACCAGUUUUACUUGGACAGGAAGCAAAGCAAAGCAAAAAUUCCGUCAGCCAGAAGUUUGGAUGAUAUCGCCAUGGAUCUGACAGAGAUGGGAACACCAAAAGUGUCCAAGCUGGUGACUCUGGAGGCCAAGAACCAGCUUAUUAUGGCCAGCAAUGGCAGUUUGAUCUCAUCAGGUUCUCAGGAUUCGGAGGUCAGCGAAGAACAAAAGAAGGAGAAAAUUAUGGAACUAAAGAAGAAAGAGAAACUCCUUCAGGAAAAACUGCUUCAGAAAGUUGAGGAGCUGAAGAAAAUCUGCCUGCGAGAAGCGGAGCUGACAGGAAAGAUGCCCAAGGAGUAUCCUCUGGGUGCUGGAGAGGAGCCCCCCCAGGUGAGGAGGCGUGUGGGCACGGCGUUCAAGCUGGAUGACAACCUGCUCCCCAGCGAGGAGGAUCCCACUUUGCAGGACUUGGAGAGCAAUUUUAUCAUACACCAAAAGCUAGUGGAAGCUGCAAAGAAACUUGCCAGCGAGCCAGACCUCUGCAAAAACGUGAAGAAGAAAAGAAAGCAAGAGUAUGCUGAUGCUGUAAAAAAGCUGCAAGAGAUAGAAAACUCCAUAAAUGAAUAUAGAAUCAAGUGUGGCAAAAAACCAACCCAGAAAUCAACUCUGCCUCUACCAGAUGAUAUAAUUCCAUCCGAGAGCAGCUCCCUGUCAGACACAACCACGUAUGAUGAUGUCAGUGAAUCACUUCCUGCAGCAGCACAGAGACCCAGCUCUGCACAGCUUUCUCCAAGGCUUCCUCCACCAAAGUCCCUUGGGGUGGAGAGAAUUCAUCUCAGGAAGUCAUCCAUAAACGAGCAGCUCUUGGAAAGCAGACACUCCAGGGACGUGCUCUCCACGCACAGCAGCCCGUUCCGGACGCUGGAGCGGCCGGCGCAGCGCCGCGGCGGCAGGAGCAUGCCCACCACCCCCGUGCUCACCCGCAACGCCUACAGCAGCAGCCACCUGCAGCCAGAGGUGUCCCCGCAGCACUGCCGGCAGCGCAGCGGCAGCCUGGAAUCCCAGACCCAGCUGCUGUGCGAGGCUCCUGCUGACAAGGCAGCCUUCUCCCUCUGCAAGUCCCAGCGGAGCAGCAGCACCGAGAUCCUGGACGAUGGCUCGUCCUACACCAGCCAGUCCAGCACGGAGUAUUACUGUGUGACACCCACUCCCAGCCCCUACUACACCACCCAGACCCUCGACAACCGCACCAGGGGCCGCCGGCGGUCGAAGAAGCACAACAUUUCCGCCGCCACUUCGGGGAGCAUGCCCAACCUGGCCCACAAGGACGCCCGUGGCGGCGGCAGCAUCUUCCACAAAAACCAGGAGCAGCCUUCCCCUAACUACUACAUCUCUGGGUACUCGCCCUACGCCGAGCCCGACGUGUAUUACAACGGGGGAUACGUUUACGAGAGCGACACGGAGGGGCAGUACAGCGUCAACCCCUCGUACCGCGCCUCGGCGCACUACGGCUACGAGCGGCACAGGGAGCUCCGCUGCUACCACGAGGACGAGGUGGACAGGGUGCCACACAACCCCUACGCCACGCUGAGGCUCCCGAGGAAGCAGGUCGCUAAAACGGAGCACAUAACCAAAAACAUUCACAAGGCCUUAGUAGCGGAGCACCUCCGUGGCUGGUACCAGCGUGCCUCCAGCCAGAAGGAGCAGGGUCACAGCCUGCAGGCGGGCUUUGAGCCGGACAGAGGGUCUCAGAGGAGUUUGGGCUUUGCUGGGCUGCAGACGCCGUGCUCGCCGAGCAGUCGGGUGUCUUCUUUCUCCUCUGCAUCAUCUACAAACACUGCUGGGAACUGGAGAAACCCCCUUGCACUGGGACUUUCAGACUAUGACACGUUGUCUCAUUCCUCCUACGCCAGCUGUUACGGGAAUGUUUAUGGCAACCUUCCUUUGCAGAGCAGGACGUACGCAGAGCCGAGCCAGCUGGGCGGGGAGGAGGAGGAUGGCUUGGAGGAAGAGCUGCCCAGCAGUGAGCAGAGGCUGUACUGGCACGAGGACUCCAAGCCUGGGACUCUGGUGUAGCCCCCGUGCACCCCUCAUCCUCCCCCUGCGUGCCUUGCACAAAACGCCGAGGCCAACCUCGGGUGGAACUUGCAAAAAGGAACAAAAAGAGGAAGCAGUCUGUUUUGCUGGGAAAGGUUGAAUUCAGCAUUAAAGAGGGACUGUAACAAAGUGACAGAGUCCUACCACAAAUGGCUUUUCAUUGUGAAUCCGUACAGCCCACGGGAGCCAGGGCAAGCCACAGUUCAUCUAUGACCAGAUGCAGCACUUGGUUGAAGUAUUUAUAUUUAGCAAGCACUUUUGGGAAGAUUGGAAGGUGUUGAAGGCAAACCUCAGAGAAAAAAGAAGAAAUGUGAAAAGCAGACUCUUAUGGAAAAACCAGGAAUUCUAGGAGCACAAGUCUGAUGUCUGAAAGAAGAAGAAAAAAUGAAAAUUUAUUCUGCCAUGGCUUAUGAGGACCUGGAAGAGGUUUCAUAGGCUUAUGAAGGAUAGAUACUGUGUGAGUGAGGCAAAGGGUGAUUGAAUCAGUAUUGGAACAUUACUUGAAGGAAGGCUGGAGUUGUUUUUUUUUUUUUUUUUUAUUAUGGAGGUUGGAAUGAGUCUGUCCAGUUUUUAGGGUGUUGUUAAGAGUGUUUGUUAGCACCACAAGCAAGUUCUGGAAAGAAAAAAUUCGCUGACGCAUACAUCAUGUAAAACUACAGGUAGUGGUGGAUUUGGAAACAGAAGCAGUAAAAUUCGAGCUCUUUUUUUCCAUUCCAUAAUUAAUAACGGCCCAUUUAAUGACCUUUCCAUGGUACAACUUCACUGUGUGCAGGAGUAGGCAAAUUUUCCCCGUGGCUGCUGCCACAGUGGGUGGAGGAUCCGCAGUGGGGAGCCCCAGGGAGCAAUUGGGCAGCAAUGGCCAGUAUUUAAAGGUGGAUGCAAACACAAACAGCCGAGUGGGUGCCUUAAAAUGAGGGGCAUUAGGUGAGUCUCCUGAACUGCCGGUGCUUUGCAAAGUCACUGAGUGACAGAACCAUUUGUUAGGGAAAAAACGUGUGACUGCAGUCUUGAUUUAAGAGGGAUAAACCUACCUCAGGUCAUCCAUCUGUAGGAACAAACGGGCACGGGGUUAUCCUGCCUGAUUCCUGAUGACUCGUCUGCAUACGGUAAAAAUCUCUCUCGUUUCUCAGCUGUACUGUGCUUCAGGAUUCCAGAAAUGGUGCUCUUUUGUUCUUUUAUACAAAAGAUUAGUUACUCCUUGUUCAUAUUGUGAAUAGAAAGGUUUCUGAUAAACUUUUUUGACGUUUUUUACCAGUAUUCCAGAGCAUGUAAUAUAUACAGAAGGACACACUUGUUAAGCUGGUACUUAGUUGUUUGUAUUAUUAGAGUCGCGAUUUGGAAUUAAACGAACAAAAAACAAAAUAAAAAAUAACUUAUUUCCUUGGUUUUGCAUAUUUGUAUAGCCUUCUAGAAAUGCGAGAGCUCUUUUUGCUUAUUCUUUUACUACUCCUGAAUUUUUUAGACCUAUUAUUUUGUAUAGGUCAAUAAACUAAAAAGUGUGCUACCAAAACCA